CACAAUGCCAUUACUAAUAUUAAUUUCGUUUUCAGGUGCCGUUCAAGAUCGACUUCCUGACAAAGGAAGUGGUAUUAAGUGAGAUUAAAGUUCAGGUGCAUGGACCGACAGGGCCUGUCAGGGUCGACUUCGACCUCAGCCCGAGAGGAGGCAAGGGAGUUUUCGUGCCCGACGAAGUGGGCAUCUAUGAGCUGACGGUGCUCAAUGAGGACGAAGUGGUCGAGGGCUGUCCGGUGAAAGUGAGAGCUCUCCCUGACGUCUCCAAGAUCAUGUUCUCGGGCAUCGAUCCUUGCGCGCUCGGCUCCAUCGUCGAAGUCGUGAUUAACAGUAAUGGUGUAGGCGGAGGUGAUAUCGACGUGACAGCGUACUCGCCGACCGGCCGUGGACUUGUCUGUCCUGUGAAGGUGGAAGACGGCGUGUACGCGGCCACCUUCCAGCCGGACGAGGCGGGCGAGUGGUCCAUCGCCGUGACGUAUGACGAGGAGCACAUCCAGGGAUCUCCAUUCACCUGUCACGUGUAUGAUCCACAUUCUCUGAAGGUCAGUAUUUGCGUAGAAUUGUACCUCUUUUGCAGUACAUAUUUUUUGUUAAAUCUGAUCGUUAGUUAAUUGAUUUUAAAAGAA
Messenger RNA from Penaeus vannamei (Pacific white shrimp), 623 nucleotides. The record is from RefSeq and is a predicted model, not a curated record. Lineage: Eukaryota; Metazoa; Arthropoda; Malacostraca; Decapoda; Penaeidae.